Molecule: messenger RNA, 3535 nt
Organism: Magallana angulata
Lineage: Eukaryota; Metazoa; Mollusca; Bivalvia; Ostreida; Ostreidae
Exons: 1
Coding region: 49-3018 (989 amino acids)
Source: RefSeq, a predicted model, not a curated record
UGUAGCUAAUCAACCUUUUAAGUCAAUCAACGCAACAUAUAUCUAGCUAUGGAAUUUCCUGUGGAAGGAAAUUACACCCCAAACUUUACCGAGUCGGAGUGUUCUAUUAGAAUUCCGGGUAUCGCUUGGAAUGAAGAAAGCCCCAGGUCUUUUAGAGAGACACCCAGAAUUACUUCCCCAAACAAGGACUCCAGAGAUGGUCGUGUUCAGGCAUUCAGUGCCCAGAGAACAAGUGAUACACCCAGACCAACUGAGGAAUUACCCUCUAUAGAGUCCAUCAUUGAGCGCGUGUGCAGCCAGAUUUGCAAUGACCUAAGAAUGAGUGGUGUACUAAAAGAUGAGAUAGUGGCUGCACGAGUAUACAGCGAGCUCUCAAGCCGCUGUAUUCGAAGAGGCACCGAUCCAGAUGGAUCAACUCCAGCUAGUGGCAGAUCGUCUGCCAUCAACGGAUCAAGAGCCGGGCAGAACAAUGGCGGCAAAUCGUCUAAUGGUGACCGAGCUUCGACUGUAUCAAAAACAUCAUCAAAGCGUUCAGUCGUCAAACCAGCAAAUUCUCUCAGCACAAGAAGAGAAGAGAGCAGAAACUCAAGCAAGAACAACCGUGUGCGAAGUUCUGCCAGCAACGAAUCAAGGAUUGAGCAGAACAAUGGCUGUAGCCCAACUGAUGACGACCGGGAUUCUGUUGUAUCUACAGCAACCACUGAGCGUUCAGCCGUCAAAUCAGCAAAGUCCCUCAAGAAGAGGAAUGAAAAAUCAUCCCAAGAAAACAGAAACUCGAGCAAAAGUAGCCAUGUGAGUUCUCGUGCAGGAAGCGCCCGUCCAGAUAUUGGAUCCACUUCGAGAUCAUCCAGUUUGGUGUCGAGAGAUUUGACGAGAAGUGGAACACCAGCACGUGGACAGCGUGGUUCAUCAGCUAACAGUGUCAGUUCUAGAGGACGCGUUCUAGAAUCCAGCAUGAACAAAGAUAGACAAACUCCAUCGCCUUCUAUCAAACAAAUCUACUCAUCUUCUAUACAGAGCACCCAGUAUACCCCAAGAUCUACUGGGAGCAAAAGUUCUGAAAAUGUUCAAUACCGUCGAAAAUCAAUUCAGUCUGGUUCAAAACAGGAUACGGAAAUUGUACCGCUGGACCAACCAAAGCUACAAAACAACGAAUCGUCCACUUCUGUUGGAAAAGAGUAUGCCUCUAGUCGAAGCAAUGCAAGCCAUAUACCAGUCAGAACCAGAACGCCACGUGUCAAAGACUUUGCACAGAUCACAUGCAAUGAAGACAAAAUUAGACAAGAUUCCCCGCCUAUCGUAUACAGUGUAACGAAUUCUCCAAGCGGAAUUUUCGGUGGUAAAGUACACAGCAAAUCAGUAGACACUGAAAUACUAGUAAAAGACGAUAAAAGAAAAAUGGACUUCAGUUCACAAGUGUCGUUCACCAUGUCCAGUGUUGGUGGGGUCGCUUCUUCUUCAAAUGAGGGUGCAAACAAUGAGAAGAGGAUUGAUGAAACAAAGGACAAGUCACCGAAACUUGCUUCAGAAAAGUCAAGUACAUCCCAGACUUCAAUGGGUGUUUCGUCUGGUCGAUCCAGCAAAAUACCAAUACGAUCUGUCACGCCAAAAGGAACAGAGACUGCAAAUGCCAAAGCAAAGGAUAAUGCAAAGAGAAUGUCCAAGGAGAAACUUGAAGACUCCAACACUAGUGUCAUAGAGAGCGUUAAAAAUGUGUCUAGCAGAGAAAACAAAACAUCAGAUGCAAUUGUUAAUAAAAUGAAAAAGAAAGCAAGCGUCCCAAAAGCAGGUCACAAGAAAGAGGAAAAUACUCAGAUGAAUGCUUUGGAAAGAAGAAAGGCUUAUGAAGAAAAACGGAAACUCGAAAGGAAGGGAGCUCUCACUGCGAAGUCUGCAAAGAAAACUAAAAUAGCCUCUGAAAAACAGAUCAACAACACUGGAGACAAAGAUGAACUCCAAAAUAAAGCACGAAAAGACCCUAUUGUCAGCACCGAAGUCCCUAUCACCAAGAAAAAACUUUGUCACAAUGAAGACAGUUUCACGUAUGAAGAUGACUUUGAACCGAUUGAGGAAGAAAAAAGAAAUGUACAUCAUGAGUCGGCUGUUGAUACUGGGAUCGUUGACAGAGCUCUUGCAAAAUCUCCAGAGUCUAAAAUUGAGAUGAAGUCUGUCAACUACGAUAUCAAACAUGAAACAUCUGUUAGAGAUGAUCAUACCGAGGGAAAACCCGACAACACACCCCGCCUCAACUUCAUGACCGAUAAAGAGAUUCACGAUUGGCAAGUGGACACAGUGCAUGGACGAUUUGCGGCAGACGGUGGCCGAGCUUAUCCCAGCAGCACGCUAUCAGAUGUAGAUUUUGGAUAUCUUGGUCCCCCUACCUCCAAUGAUCUGGUCCAGAGUCAAUCAGGCUACCAUCCCGGGUAUUGUCUCACACACAUGCAUCCUAGCAUUGCACACGUCUAUGAUAACUUGGAUCAGAUUCCCGAAUACAAAAGAAUGAAAGAGAAAACCAAAAGGAAGGCCGGAAAGAGAUCUUCUUAUGCUGAUGAAAACGAGCACGUUCGACGUAAGCCGUCCAACGCUAAAAAGAAAACCACUGUGGGUUACGUUCCCGGAUAUGGAGCUGUCCGUGUGAUGAAGGAAGACGUCGGACAAGCGUAUCCGGGAGGGAGAAAGCGUACUUCCAGCAAUACGUCAUUUCCUGUCAUCGAGAAUCAGCCCAAACCUGGCCAGACACAGAGGCCAGUAGUGGGGUACGUCCCGGGGUACGGACCAGUUCGAGGACCACCCAUCCAAGUUUUCCCGGUAGUGCCUUCAGAGAGAGUCGUGCUGCCUCCGUUAGAUUUUGGUCAGGCAUGUAGUUGUAAUGGUGACGUCAAGAGGAGCAAGAAAGGUCGUGACAAGAAGAGAAGCGAGGAUCUGUUGGAGAAUCGUGCUCAAGCCAAGCCGUUCAAUACUUAUGUGGACGAGGAAGCGUCAAGAAGAUUUGAACGCCAGUAUGCUAGGCAUCGAUAAAGAUUGGAGGGAAAUUCUUUUGAAAGAUUAAAAGUAUAGCAAAUGUGUUUAUUGUAUUGAUAAGUUUUAUAACUGGGAGUAACGCAAUUGUUUACGUAACAAGAAUAAUUUUAAUGUUAAAUCUGAGAAAUAAAUAAGAUAGAGAGGAUAUGUGUAACCCCUCAGCUGAUGUUCAAUGCUAGUGUUAAGAAUUUCAGAUUUACCAUCAAUUAUUUUGAAAAUGAACAUAUAUUCAUGUACGUUAUUAAUUACGUUAUUAUUAAAGUACAUGCAUUUGAAAAAAAAAAUUAUGAAAAAAAAAAAAAAAAAGAAAAAUAAGAAAACAAUAAAAAAAAAUUACAUGAUUGAUUGAAGUCAAGCUGUAGGUCAUACCUGUUAUUGUUUUAUAACCGCAAGGUUUUUGUUUGUUUUGUUUACAGUGCACUAUCAUUAUAUGUCCAAGUAGAAUUAUUUUCAGUGUACUAUACAUUUAUAAUGUGUAUAAUUGGAUAUUGAAAAUCUUCGUUUUUUAAUUAUG